Messenger RNA from Aspergillus mulundensis, 1848 nucleotides. Its product is annotated as putative PHD and RING finger domain protein. Lineage: Eukaryota; Fungi; Ascomycota; Eurotiomycetes; Eurotiales; Aspergillaceae. The transcript has 2 exons. The coding region runs from base 1 to 1848 and encodes 615 amino acids. The record is from RefSeq and is a predicted model, not a curated record.
AUGUCCGACACUUGUAUUGUGUGCUUAGGAGACCUUGGCGAAAGCGCCAGCGAUCCUCUUGCCGUCCCGGUGCCAAGACUUGACCUUGAACCGGACGGCAAGGCACCUGAGACCUCGACCAAGCCAGAUGGCCUCGACGGAGAUAAGGACAGUCUCAUCGCUCAGUUACUUCCAUGCGGUCAUAUCCUUCACAACAACUGCUUGAAACCCUGGGUCGAACGAGCGAAUAGCUGUCCGAUAUGCCGCCGGACCUUCAAUGAAGUGGAGCUGAGUGACCGGGUCGGAGGCCCCGUAGUUUCAUCAUAUGCGGUCGAAGACCGUGUCCAAGUCGCAGAUGUCGACCCGUCCAUGAUUGUCGAAUAUAUAGAUGAUGAUGUAUCCGACUUCCAACCCUGCCCUAUCUGUGGGGACUCGGAGAACGAGGAGUUGCUCCUUCUCUGUGACGGCUGUGAUGUGCCGACACAUACAUACUGCGUUGGGCUUGAUGGGGUGCCAGCUGGUUCCUGGUACUGUUCCCGAUGUGAGACCCAACGUCCCAUCGGACUAUCUUCUGAUGCAGUAGAUAGACCGUCGAAUGUCCAGAACCGACGGCGUCACCGUACUAGAGCGCAGCAGCGGACGGUGCAAAGCAGGAAUCAAAUCAACUCGCUGCACUGGGCGCGUGUCUGGCAAUCAGUAUGGGAUCACCUCAACAUAGAUCUGGACUUCCCUUUCGACGAUGAUCGAGCUGUCGAGCGUGUGUUACAGCAACGACGUCGCGAGGAAGCCAACCAGAGAGAGUUCCGCAGUUGGCAACGUCGUUUCGAAGUCGCCGAACGACAAGGGGGAAGAAAUCGAUUCAGAGACACUGCUGCUCUGCUUGACGUCGAAGCGCCCAGACCAUCGCGCCCACGAGCGCCCAGACAGCCGACACCCGAGCCAGAAUCACUGGAAGAAAUGAGGGCGUGGAACGCUUUCGAACGAGCUCGUGAGAUCGAGAACAACCCGAGCGCGGCACGGAAACGAAAAGAGCCUACAAUGUCCCCUUCUCCAGAGCCCACCGAACCGGCACGGAAGCUGAAACGACCUCGCACUCGCAGGGCCCAGGAUCUCGCAGCCCUCGCGAUGCAGAACGGCGAGUCUUCGAGAAGUGCCGUUGCCCAAGCAUCCGCACGUCUCAAUGCCGAUAAUUCUAGCGAACCGAGUUUCCUUUCGUCGUUGCUGAAGGAAGUCGAAGACGCUUCAACACCACAGAGUGUCCACUCGUACGGUCCUUCGGCUCACAUCUCAGCCGAACAGAGCACUCCCGGGCUUUCAUCACCUUCCAUCUCACCCGUACCGUCUACCCAGUCGUCUCCCCGGUUGUCUGCCGCCACCCCACCCCCGCAUUUGGGGAGCAGGCCAAUAUCCCCAAUGCAACUCACACCACCACAUGAAGUGUCGUCUCCUCCCCCUUUCUCCCCCGAAGUUUCACCAGCUAGCUCUCAGAAAGACGAUAAAGAGGAAACACCAUCGCGCUCUCGACCUCGUCGAGUCCCUCGAGCACCACAAAUCGUCAGAACCGUACGAUCAAAUAAUAGCUCGCCGUCUCGUCCCGGGCUAUCUUUGGAGGUGAAGUCUGACAUCCAAAAACUCGUCGGGGGAGCUUUGAAACCGCAUUACCGCUCGAAGGUCAUCUCCAAGGAGGAGUACACCGACAUUAAUCGAAACAUCUCUCGCAAAUUAUACGAACAUGCUUUGGGAUUGGACUCGUUGGAGUCGACCACGAAAGCACGCUUGGAAGCCACGGCCAAAGAUGAAGUGCUUAAGGCGAUUGACGCUCUCAGGCAGAGCAGGGCAAGGGUUAACGGUUCAGAUGACAGUUCAUGA